Messenger RNA from Fibroporia radiculosa, 990 nucleotides. RefSeq lists its product as uncharacterized. NCBI's taxonomy places the organism in Eukaryota, Fungi, Basidiomycota, Agaricomycetes, Polyporales, Fibroporiaceae. The transcript has 3 exons. The record is from RefSeq and is a predicted model, not a curated record. The coding region runs from base 1 to 990 and encodes 329 amino acids.
AUGUCAAUUCUCUACGAUUCCACGUCGUCAGCUGUCCAGAACAAACUUGAUGAAGUCGACAAGGACUCUUAUGCACUGACUGACCACAUUCUUUCCGGUCGUCAGUAUCCCGCCUUGAAACAAGUUACCUUUGACCUUCUCUCUCGGGUUCCGCGCAGCAAAGUGACGGAUGUGAUAUCCGAAGACUCCUUGGCGCAUCAGCUUUCAUUAAGGUUUCCCGUCCUGCAUGCCAGUGGACGGCUCGUGACAAUUCUGUCUGUUCAAGAGCGGCAUCCCCUCCGACGCGACACCGUCGAUCUUGGUCUCCGAAGCGGUGACGUCUAUGACUUCCUCGCGUCGAUUUCCGCGCGUCUCCGCCAUCUUUCCUGCCAUGAAGGUCACACGGAGAAGGCCUCGGAGCUGGUCGCUGUGUCCGUCGAGUCGCUCUCAUCCCUGCACGUCGGCCUUUUCCUUGCUGCUCUCGACUCAGGUGCAUCGCCAAGGCUGACGCGGACGUAUUGCGAGGUCAGCUUACGUCUUCUGGGUUACCUUCCAGCCUUUCCCAUUGAUCUUACGCCAGCUAUCAACCUACACAUCCUGUCGUUGGAUGUCGUCCUCCUCCAAGACUUGGCCAGAGCAGCGCAUGGUUUGUCCCGCGCGACUCUUCUCAACCUGAUUGAGGUCAGGUUUAGUUUGAGUUCAAUUACAAGCCUCAAAACUACCACGUCCCUCCAGGACGAGUUUGAGAAAAUCGACAAGGAUUCCUAUGCACAGAUUGACCAGACUCUGUCCGGGUGUCAACUUUAUCCUGCCCUGCAAAAGAUCGUCUUCCAGCUCCAGUUUCUGAUUUGCAGUAGUGUGAAGCCGAAUAGGAUCUCCGAGGACUCCCUCGCGCGUCAACUUUCGUCAGAAAUUCCUGCACUGCAUGCCAGUGGAUGGCUUGUGUGGGUAGAUCAUCGCAUACAUUGCACAAUGCCCAUGGCUCGAACCAGUGAGCGUACACCUAUGUAA